CUGAUAUUCAGCUAAGUGUAUAUACAGGACUACCGCUUCCCAACUGCUUGACUGUUUCGAUUCAGAAGGAGAUACCUAAGGAGUCUGGGGAAGGUUAGAAUGGAAGAUAAUGAUAUCUUAAUUGAUGUUGUGAUGUUUUCAAACUCUACUAUUUCCCAUUCAGCCACCUUUACAUCACUCCAGUAUCGUAUGAUCAGCCUUUAUCUAAUAGUGGCUACUUCUCAUCACAAUACGAUAUGGAGAAGCACAUGACGUUUGUUCCAGUGAGGCUAUCCGAAGUUCAGCAAGAGAUAGAACGGCAAGGGGCAGCUAAUCCUUAUACCCCGAAGGAAUUUGACACGUCUUCAUACGCAUCCGAAGACGCACCAGGCAUGAGGUUACCAUCCGAACUGCCGUACUCUUACAAACGAUGGCUGGCUAUAUACAUCGGCAACCGUUCCCUUCGGAAUUCCGACCUUCAAGUCGUCUCUAUUCCCAAUUCGCAGAUCAGAUUUCUGCUAGGCGUAGCCAGUACAUCCGUCCCAAGGGGUAAAAUCAACGAAGAAUACCGCUCGGACCUCAAUGACAAGAUCCUGCCAUUAUUUAUAGACCUCAAAUUUCCCGAGAAGGGUCUUUUCAUGCGGAUCGAGAGUUGCUCCGCAAACGACGCCGUUCAAAUAAAUCCCGGGGGAGCAUUGCAUACGGUAGACCAGGCUAUCACACAACUUCUUACUUCGAAAAAAGUUUUUGAUGCUCUUAUGUCAUCUCGCUUCCAGGAAAGGACAGAAAGGCUGUAUUACUAUGGCUCUCCAGUAUUACCAGAACGGCGACAUGCAAGUUUCGAGAGGACCAUUAGUCGCAGGGAGCCUUUGGAAAUAUUUUUCCUGCCAUUCGACGACCGAAUAAAACCAGAAAGAAUAUACCGCGUUUUCUGCCCACCUGGUUGGAGAUUCCGGAAGUGGAGGCCGCAGAUGACGGCUAUUAGUCAAAAAUAUUGGAAACAGCCAUGGAUUUGUUCAAGCGGGAUUACUAAAACGCAGAUGAUGGAGAGGGCAAGGCGGAUUGUCAAAGGAUGCGAUGACGCUCGAAAGUUAAUACUGGAACAUAUUGACGUCGAUGACAAGUUGGAUUUGUGCCUGCUCCACCAAGGUUUAGUAUUGGAUGUCUUCAUUGACGAGGAAUCGGACACCUCAUUUAUCAUCAAAAUGAAGGUGUUUGGUAUGAUGUCUAGCUGUGGAUCUUGCUUGUUUGAAUGGGGGCGCGACCGUGAAAUAUUGAACCGCGAAGGGAAAGACGAUGUGCGAGAGUUUCGGGUUACGUGGUAAACGGUGAUGGAGAGACUAGCG
Annulohypoxylon maeteangense is the source of this 1325-nucleotide messenger RNA. RefSeq lists its product as uncharacterized. The transcript has a single exon. Bases 237 to 1304 code for a protein of 355 amino acids. The record is from RefSeq and is a predicted model, not a curated record. Lineage: Eukaryota; Fungi; Ascomycota; Sordariomycetes; Xylariales; Hypoxylaceae.